Messenger RNA from Cheilinus undulatus (humphead wrasse), 2631 nucleotides. RefSeq names its product sphingomyelin phosphodiesterase acid like 3B (gene smpdl3b). NCBI's taxonomy places the organism in Eukaryota, Metazoa, Chordata, Actinopteri, Labriformes, Labridae. The transcript has 8 exons. Bases 232 to 1719 code for a protein of 495 amino acids. Gene Ontology annotation, molecular function: sphingomyelin phosphodiesterase activity. The record is from RefSeq and is a predicted model, not a curated record. Gene Ontology annotation, biological process: sphingomyelin catabolic process.
GUUUUCACUGAUAUAAGCAACUAGAAUUUUCAACUGGUGCUAUGAAGACAUUUAAGCGCGCAUAUAGCCACUAUUCAGUUUACGUAUCUUUUAAAUUCACCAACAGCCUGUGUCAAAUGCGUGCCUGACAGACCAUACUCGGGGUAAUACAACAAGAAGUCUUUGCUACCUUCUCGACCAGUCGGGCAUACUGCAGACUUACCUCUCCGACCUGGACGUGAUUUUUGUUGGAUGUUUGCUCUCUUCCAAGACUUUGACAUGUCCACUGUAAGGCUGCUUCUGUCUUGUCUGUUGUUUAAAGAGGUCCUUGCGCUGUCAGGUAAGUGCGCAAAAUGCGUCUAUAGUAUUUUUAGUUUAACUUUAUUAAAGAGCAGAUGGAACUUCGUGUGCGUAAUUACGCAUCGCCUUUAUCCAGGGAGCUUCUGGCACAUCACAGAUCAGCACUGGGACCCUACAUACAAGCUGACAGAUGAUCCUGAACUUGUGUGCGCAUCAAGUGGAAAUCGACCUGCAGCCAGUGCAGGAGCGUUCGGAGAUUACGCUUGUGACUCGCCGUGGCACCUCAUCAACUCGUCCGUAUAUGCUAUGAAGGAUAUUCUGCCUGACCCGGACUUCAUCGUAUGGACUGGAGAUGACACCCCCCAUGUUCCAAAUGAGGACCUGGGAGAAGAAGCAGUGCUCCACAUUAUCGGCAACCUUACCCACAUCUUAAGCCUAGUGUUUCCCAACACUAAAAUAUACUCAGCCCUGGGUAACCAUGAUUACCACCCUAAGAACCAGCUCCCUGCCAGCCCAAACUACAUGUAUGACCAAAUAGCAGAAAUGUGGAAGGAUUGGCUGGAUCCAGACUCCCAAGGAACAUUUAAAAAAGGUGGAUAUUAUACAGAAAAGCUUCUGAAUCGGGCAGGUUUCAGGAUGAUAGUCCUCAACACCAAUCUCUAUUAUGACCAGAACAAUGUAACUGGGAACUUGGAAGACCCAGCUGACCAGUUUAGCUGGGUGGAUCAGGUUCUUACAGAGGCUGCUAUCAACAAAGAAAAGGUGUACAUCAUUGGCCAUGUUCCUCCUGGUUUCUUUGAGAAGAAGAGAAGUAAGCCUUGGUUCAUGCCUAAAUUCAACAAGCAAUAUGUGGAUUUAAUCCAGAAACAUCAUCCAGCCAUACUUGGACAGUUCUUUGGGCAUCAUCACACUGAUAGCUUCAGGAUGUUCUACAACUCAGAAAACUUGCCUAUCAGCACAAUGUUUCUCAGUCCUGGUGUCACACCAUGGAAAACAACACUUCCAGGAGUAGUGGAUGGAGCAAACAAUCCUGGGAUUCGUGUAUUUGAAUAUGACACCCAAACACUCCUGGUUAAAGAUGUGGUGACCUAUUAUCUGAACCUGACGCACGCUAAUGCAGCCCAAGGACGCUGGGAGAAGGAGUAUCGCCUCACAGAGAGCUUCAGAGUACCUGAUGCCUCCCCGUCCUCCAUGCACCAGGCUCUGGAGCGUAUUGCUAACGAUCGCUGCUACCUACAGAAAUAUUAUGACUUUAACUCUGUCAGCUAUGAUCUGACAGAGUGUGACAGCAACUGCCGUGUUGACCACGUGUGUGCAGCCAGAGAGGUAGACUUUGACAGGUAUGAACACUGUGUGGAAAAAGAAGGAACAGCUGCUAUUUAUGGGGGUUUAUUGCCAGUCCUUUCUGUGGCUGUAAGUCUGCUGUUAGUUAAUCGGUGAUGAUCAUCCAUUUCAAAGUUUAUUAACAGCUAUUUGUGAGGAGACUUGAACUCACAUGCAAUAUAACUUUUUAUAGUGAUCUUUAAAUUAUAUGACAUUCAUAAUUUAUGUAAGUCAUUGACUAGACGUGCCUUAGCAAGAGCUCUGGCUCCAACAAUUUUAAUGUUUCCUUCUCACUUUGGUUUACCGGUUAUGAUAGAGUAUUUCAUCUCCAUGCUCAAAAAACCUCAAAAAUUAGCAAAUGUAUUUUUCUUUUCCUAGAUAAAUAUCUAAUUACAAAGACAAUAUGCCACAUUCACCAGACAAAUACUAAUAAAACCCUUGCUUUAGGAUAUUAGAAGCAAAAUAAUAGCUCUUGAUUGCUUGUACAGUGUAAAACUGGCUGUAAAAUUUACUAGUUUCCUGAAACAAUACAUUAAAUCUAAUCUUGAGACCAAAUUUUGCUUGCAGCACUGGCAGCUAUUUUCACUAAUAAGCAAUUUGGGCCUGAUUGUUUUGCUUGUCAUAUCCUUAAUUAAGAUGCUUUUUUGUAUUUGUCACAUAAUGUGGCUUUUAGUGGGUGUAAUUAAAUUUACUUAAAGGAACUAGACACAAACACUUGCCAAGUUUUGAAUUUUUGCAUUACACUUGAUAAACUUAAACUGCACUAUAGCUCAAGAGGUCACGAUAUAGACCAUAAAACUGUAAUGAUCUGGAUCAAAUCCAGACCCUGGACCCAUCCUGACCCUCCAUCUUUACUGUAUCUAUUUAAAGAAAAAUGAGCUUACUUAAAAAGUUGUUUAUUGAUUUAUUAGCACACUCACAACAGUAAAUCUGUUGUUAAAUUGUUAUAACACCUGCUCAUGUCCAUAUAACUUUGAAUAAAUGCAACCUGUUACUAAGUUUAUCAGAUAAAAUUGAAUUAUCUGGAUU